Molecule: messenger RNA, 550 nt
Organism: Nannospalax galili (Upper Galilee mountains blind mole rat)
Lineage: Eukaryota; Metazoa; Chordata; Mammalia; Rodentia; Spalacidae
Exons: 1
Coding region: 25-492 (155 amino acids)
Source: RefSeq, a predicted model, not a curated record
GUUCCAAGUGAUUUCAUCCAAGCCAUGAGCAAACGGAACCAAGUGUCCUACGUGCAGCCCGCGGAGCCAGCCUUCCUGUCCCGCUUCAAGGAAAGAGUCGGCUACAAGGAGGGGCCCACCGUAGAGACCAAGAGAAUACAGCCUCAGCUCCCAGAUGAAGAUGGUGAUCACAGUGACAAAGAAGAUGAGCAGCCUCAAGUGGUAGUUUUAAAAAAGGGAGACCUUACAGCUGAAGAAGUCAUGAAAAUUAAAGCAGAAAUAAAGGCUGUCAAAGAAGAUGAAGAACCACCUCCAGCUGAUGGAAGAAUCAUGUAUCGAAAACCAGUUAAGCGUUCCUCAGAUGAAAAGUAUUCAGGUUUAACAGCAAGCUCAAAAAAGAAAAAAACAAAUGAAGAUGAAGUGAAUAAGCAGGAUUCGGUUAAAAAGAACUCACAAAAGCAAAUCAAAAACAGUAGCCUUCUUUCUUUUGACAAUGAAGAUGAAAACGAGUAAGUGUAAACAUUUUAGACUUAGUUUCCUUUGAAAGCAGUGGGGUGUUUUUGAAAAUAAU